Hordeum vulgare subsp. vulgare (domesticated barley) is the source of this 1970-nucleotide messenger RNA. RefSeq names its product endo-1,4-beta-xylanase 5-like. NCBI's taxonomy places the organism in Eukaryota, Viridiplantae, Streptophyta, Magnoliopsida, Poales, Poaceae. The coding region runs from base 63 to 1784 and encodes 573 amino acids. Gene Ontology annotation, biological process: carbohydrate metabolic process. Gene Ontology annotation, molecular function: hydrolase activity, hydrolyzing O-glycosyl compounds. The transcript is spliced from 5 exons. The record is from RefSeq and is a predicted model, not a curated record.
GAAACAUCUCUCCAGUUCAGUAGAAGAAGGGACAUACACGUACACGUGCACUGGUGGUCGCCAUGGGGAGAUUAUUAUUCAUCUUUCUGUUAUUCAUUUCCCUGUUUGAAGGGUGGAUGGUCCAGUCGGUUCCCUACGAUCAUACGGCGAGCAUCGAGUGCUUGAGCAGCCCGAUGAGAUCUCUGUACAAAGGCGGCAUUUUGCAGAACAGCGAGUUCGACAGCGGCCUGAUGGGGUGGCUGGUGCCGCCGGGCGUGAAGGCCGGCGUCAACAGCUCGCAGUCCGGCAACAAGUUCGCCGACGCCAAGAACAAGGGCCAGCCGUCGCACAGCGUCUACCAAAAGAUCCAGAUGCAGACCAACCACCACUACUCCCUCUCAGCAUGGUUGCAGGUUUCGUCCGGCACGGCGGUGGUGAAGGCGAUCUUCCUGGCCCCCAACGGCGCGUACAUUGGCGGCGGCGCCGUCGUCGCCAAGUCCGGCUGCUGGAGCAUGCUCAAGGGCGGCAUGACCGCUUAUUCAUCUGGGCCAGCCGAGUUCUUCUUCGAGGCCGAUGGUAGGGUGGACAUCUUGGUGGACAGCGUGUCCCUGCAGCCCUUCACCUUCGCCGAGUGGAGGAACCACACCAGCCAGUCGGCCGACAAGGUCCGCAAGAGCGCCGUCAAGGUGGUGGCCCGGGGCGCCGACGGCGUCCCGCUGGCGAACGCCGAGCUGAGCGUGAAGCUCCUCCGGCCCGGGUUCCCGCUGGGCAACGCCAUGACCAAGGAGAUCCUGGACAUCCCGGCGUACGAGAAGUGGUUCACGUCGCGGUUCACCGUGGCCAGCUUCGAGAACGAGAUGAAGUGGUACAGCACCGAGUGGAAGCGGAACCGCGAGGACUACAGCGUGCCGGACGCCAUGCUGGCCCUCGCCCAGCGGCACGGCAUCAAGGUCCGCGGCCACAACGUGUUCUGGGACACCAACAACACGCAGAUGGCGUGGGUGAACCCGCUGAGCGCCGACGAGCUCAAGGCCGCCAUGCAGAAGCGGCUCAGCUCCCUCGUGACGCGCUACGCCGGCAAGGUGAUCGCCUGGGACGUUGUCAACGAGAACCUCCACGGGCAGUUCUACGAGUCCCGGCUCGGUCCCAACGUGUCGGCGGAGCUGUACCAGCAGGUGGCCAAGAUCGACACGAACGCCACGCUCUUCAUGAACGAGUACGACACGCUGGAGUGGGCCUUGGACGUGACCGCCAUGGCCAGCAAGUACGCCGCCAAGAUGGAGCAGAUACGCUCCUACCCCGGCAACGACGGCAUCAAGCUCGCCGUCGGCCUCGAGAGCCACUUCGAGACGCCCAACAUCCCAUACAUGAGGGCGACGCUGGACAUGCUCGCGCAGCUCAAGGUCCCCAUCUGGCUCACCGAGGUGGACGUCUCCCCGAAGACGAGGCCAUACCAGGUGGAGUACCUGGAGGACGUGCUGAGGGAAGGCUACGGCCACCCCAACGUGGAGGGCAUGGUGCUCUGGGCGGCAUGGCACAAGCACGGAUGCUGGGUCAUGUGCCUCACGGACAACAACUUCACGAAUCUCCCCACCGGCAACGUCGUCGACAAGCUCAUCGACGAGUGGAAGACGCACCCCGUGGCCGCCACCACGGACGCCCACGGCGUGGCCGAGCUGGACCUCGUGCACGGCGAGUACAGGUUCACGGUGACUCACCCGUCGCUGGAGUCGCCCAUGGCGCACACUUUGACGGUGGACGCGUCAUCGUCUGCGUUGGAGCAUGCCAUAGACAUCAAGGUGUAGGGAUCAGAGACAUACGCACUACGCAGCCGUCUAGUGAUUCUUUAGAGGAACUAUUUCGUAGAGGGAGAGAGAGGCAUGCACCGCUGCUGCCCCUCUCUGAUAAGAUUCUGUAUUCUUGUCCUGCCUUUUCUUGCUGCCAUCAGCACGUCAUGCAGGAAAAAUGCAAGGAAAUUGUUAUCGGACCGA